UCACACUCAUUUCUUCAGGUCUCUUUCUCCCUCAUGGGUCCUGAACGGAACCAGCCCCUGCUCCCCAACGCCUGCUUUUGUGCAAUAUGCCCAUCUUUGGCAACCUGCCACCACCUUCCUUCUAACUUUCCGGCUCUAGGCACAAUAUUCACAUCUGGGGAGCCGCUCCCUGACGUCUACCAACAAUACCUCCCUCUCAAUUCGCCGUCACGUUGAUUCAAUAUCAGCUAACUCCUCAGCGUGAUAACACUCCUCCGUCACCCACCCUUUCCCAGUCUACUACGGCCUCCUCCACUCCGGUGCCCGAGGAAGUGCCCAAGAAAGUGCGCAUCCGAGUCACCAAGGACAACGCAGUGUUUGGCGAUGUCGAGGGAGCAAUGCGUGGAUCUCGUGCCUUCAGUUUCCCUCGCGCCAGGGAACUUCGAGCGCCACAAGAAGAGCAGAAGAAAUCUUCUCAACGUUUCUUGCGCGAGAUUCAAGACAUCAUCGAUAGGUGUGAACGCCUUUCCCUCGAAACUGGGUGCUGGCUUCAAUUAAGUGCCCAACACCUCUUUGCCAGCGGCGGCUUCCUUCACUACACGUCCCCUCGUUUGCGCAAGGAAGCUAAGCCCGAAGUGGAGAAGAUCACGACCGACUUGAAUCGGCUUUACCUCAAACUCAUUGCGGCGCGGCACCAAGACACAAGGGCCAUGCAGGAGAAACUUCAACAAGCUGAGCAGAGUCAGAAGCUUGCUGAAAGCUCGCUUGCCACUGUUCAGCAAGCUGAGGCAGAAGCUUGCAAUCGCGCUCAAUUGGCUGAGUUGCGGCUGGAGGCUCAACGAAAGGAGCUUGACAUUCUGCGCAAGCAGAUGGAGCGUAAUCGAAAAUAG
This is a messenger RNA of Mycena citricolor, 869 nucleotides long. The record is from the annotation of a GenBank genome assembly. Lineage: Eukaryota; Fungi; Basidiomycota; Agaricomycetes; Agaricales; Mycenaceae.